Messenger RNA from Psammomys obesus (fat sand rat), 613 nucleotides. It is a transcript of the gene Crygs, whose product is annotated as crystallin gamma S. Lineage: Eukaryota; Metazoa; Chordata; Mammalia; Rodentia; Muridae. The transcript has 3 exons. Gene Ontology annotation, biological process: lens development in camera-type eye; visual perception. Gene Ontology annotation, molecular function: structural constituent of eye lens. The coding region runs from base 1 to 537 and encodes 178 amino acids. The record is from RefSeq and is a predicted model, not a curated record.
AUGUCUAAAACUGGAGCCAAGAUCAGUUUCUACGAAGAGAAAAACUUUCAAGGCCGCCGCUAUGACUGCGACUGCGACUGCGCAGACUUCCGCUCGUACCUGAGCCGAUGCAACUCCAUUAGAGUAGAGGGAGGCACCUGGGCCGUGUACGAAAGGCCCAACUUCGCUGGACACAUGUACAUCUUACCCCAGGGCGAGUACCCGGAGUACCAGCGCUGGAUGGGCCUCAAUGACCGCCUGGGCUCUUGCAGGGCUGUUCACCUGUCCAGCGGAGGCCAGUAUAAGAUCCAGAUCUUUGAAAAGGGCGACUUUAGCGGCCAGAUGUACGAGACCACAGAAGACUGUCCCUCCAUCAUGGAGCAGUUCCACAUGCGGGAGAUCCACUCCUGUAAGGUACUAGAAGGCACCUGGAUUUUCUAUGAGCUCCCCAGCUACCGUGGCAGACAGUACCUCCUGGACAAGAAGGAGUACCGGAAGCCCAUCGACUGGGGGGCGGCAUCCCCCGCGGUCCAGUCAUUCCGCCGCAUUGUGGAGUGAUGGCAUGAACGGGGCCGUAGAGUUCGCCCUGAGGGCUGAAUGCUGGCUGGCUUGUGGUCCAAAUAGGCAUCAUAAA